CUACUCUUCUCUACUUCUACAGUUUCAUGCUAUGACAAUUGCAAAGUGCGUUAGUGCCACCUACUGGAACGGAUGUGUCAUUAUUUUUAAGAAUCCUGAGUCCAUCGAUCACUUUAACUGCUUGAAUGCAUGCAGGUCAUUAACAGCCUUGAAGUGAUGUUUAUACAAAGGUUUGAGUGUUCAAGAGACAUGUCUAAUUUGAAAUUAUGAUGUUGGUCUUGUCGACUGUCAGACGAUAAAACAGUCAACAACUGUAAACACUGCUGAGACUGCUCCUUACUCGCUACAAAGUAAGCAGAAUCGCUGCGGACCAAGGAAAACAGCAAUGGCGUGCAGCUGUUGAAGUCUGAAAUCUUGUAUGUUAUGAAUCCCUGGGACCCCAUUACUUACACAGUGACACCUGCUGCUAAGAUUUUAGCAAGAUGUGUAACAUCAGGCACCAUGACACAGGAAGAGCUUGAUGCUGUCCCACGGGAAUCAGAAGUAUUUUCCUCAUCUUUACUUGAAGCUGAGCAGCUCAGCAGAAUUAGACAUGAUCUUGAUCAGACUAAUUUAGAUUUAGAGCUGCUGAGGCUGGAAAGAGACGGUGCAGACGUCACUCACAGUCAUUACCUCAGUCAAAGGUUUGCUUCCUUGCAACAGUUUACUUCCCACCUUCAGGAAGUGUUGCGAGAACAGACAGUCCUGCGAGAGAGACUUACAAAGCCACUGUGUCAGCAGAACCUGCCCAUUCCGGCUGAUCUUCACAGAUAUGUGGUAGAGCUCAUGGGGAUGGUGGUGGAGUUUAUUCAGAACUUGGAAGUGAAAAUUAAGAUGGUUCGAGCAAUUCCAAACACUGAAAGUUAUCUGAGUAAUCUGAACAAUGGCAGAACUCAACUGCUCGCUCAGGUCACUGAGGUCGAGAACCUGUACAAGCAAGUUCUUAAGCGACGAGGACAUUCACAGACACGUCUAUUUGAUAAAGAUUUUCAGAAUGAAAAUCACUCACUGUUUGUUCAGGAUACUAGUGGACAGUAAAAUGAUAAAAUGAACUAAUUACAAAAUCAUUGACUAGAUUUAGUAUACAUUUUUACAUUUGUAUUUUCUGUAUACAUCUAACUAUAAGCUUUCAUAUUUUGUUUAAUAUUGUCUGUAUUCCGUGUACCUAGUGGUUGGUGACAAGGAACUUCGAUACAUUAGAGAGAACAGAUUUAUGGAGUAUAUUCUGCGGCAGUAUGUAAAUUUUCAGGCACGUUUCAUUUUUUGUAAGAUUUUCUUUUAUAAUAAUAAUAAAUAAAUGUUCCACA
Molecule: messenger RNA, 1286 nt
Organism: Ctenopharyngodon idella (grass carp)
Lineage: Eukaryota; Metazoa; Chordata; Actinopteri; Cypriniformes; Xenocyprididae
Gene: haus2
Product: HAUS augmin like complex subunit 2
Exons: 9
Coding region: 364-1017 (217 amino acids)
Biological process (GO): centrosome cycle; microtubule nucleation; spindle assembly
Cellular component (GO): HAUS complex; centrosome; mitotic spindle microtubule
Source: RefSeq, a predicted model, not a curated record